Messenger RNA from Notodromas monacha, 644 nucleotides. NCBI's taxonomy places the organism in Eukaryota, Metazoa, Arthropoda, Ostracoda, Podocopida, Cyprididae. The record is from the annotation of a GenBank genome assembly.
UCCUCAUCAGGUCCGUCCACGUGGUGAUGAUGUACGUUGGACGCUUCCUCAACGGAUUCGCCACCGGCACCAUUUGCGUCACAGCACCCACUUACAUGGCGGAGAUUUCGGAGCCCAGCAUCCGCGGAAUGUUGGGCUCCUGUUUCCAGCUCCUGGUCACCCUCGGGGUCCUCGCCGUGGACAUCGUGGGCAUCUGGACCCCGUGGCGCUGGAUCGGGGCCUUCUGCGGCAUUCUUCCCGUGGCGACCAUCGUCGCCAUGUUGUUUGUGGCCCGUGAGUCACCCACCGACUCCAUCAUCAGGUACAUCAAGUCGCAGAAGCAGUCCAACGACAGACAAGAGGCCCUGGAGACACUGACUUGGCUCAGGGGGUCCAGCCAUGACUGCCAGCGAGAGCUGAAAGAGAUCGAGGAUUCCGUGCAAAGAGCGCAGUCAGCCACGUUCCAGUUGUCAGACGUGAAGAAGCCGGGAUUCUACAAGCCUCUGUCCAUCUCCCUGGGCAUCAUGAUGUUCCAGCAGUUUUGUGGAAUCAACGCAGUCAUCUCCUACACUGCCAUGAUCUUCACUUCCGCUGGUUCAUCCAUGAAGGGAGAUGUGGCUGCAGUCAUUGUUAUGCUGGUCCAGGCAAGUGUUCAUUCCUAUAUA